Molecule: messenger RNA, 1698 nt
Organism: Phlebotomus argentipes
Lineage: Eukaryota; Metazoa; Arthropoda; Insecta; Diptera; Psychodidae
Gene: croc
Product: fork head domain-containing protein crocodile
Exons: 2
Coding region: 347-1531 (394 amino acids)
Biological process (GO): cell differentiation; anatomical structure morphogenesis; regulation of transcription by RNA polymerase II
Molecular function (GO): RNA polymerase II cis-regulatory region sequence-specific DNA binding; DNA-binding transcription factor activity, RNA polymerase II-specific
Source: RefSeq, a predicted model, not a curated record
CUGUUCCACCACCGUGGAGAGUCUCUCCUCAAAUCUCUGCCAGGACUUUUAUGUGAUCCGUGUGAACCGCCGUGAUAAAGGAUACGCGGGAUAUUUACUAUUAUUUCUACUGUUGUGUGAACUCUCUGUGACUCCAGAGAUUAAGUCCUGCGGAAAUGCCAGGACAAUGACCAUGUGCUGAAUGUGUUGAGUGAUGCCAAGCAAAGUGCAGGCAAAAUUGAUCUCUUGUUUAUCUCUCCGUGACACUGUGCAAUUCCUCAGCGUGAGUCAGUGUUGGGGUGUGAUUGACCCGGAGAGUGCGUGAACCUGUGGCAUGUGCCCGCGGAAAUUGUAACCCAGCCACACAAUGCACACAAUCUUCACGGAUCAGAACACUUUCUCGCGCCACUACGCUCACGCCCAGCCGGGCUAUCCGGGCGCCGCCGGGGCCACAAUGGGUCCGGCUCCGCACUAUGCAUACGAUCAGUUCUCGCGCUACAGCUAUCCCAGCAAUUAUGCCCUCACGAGUCCCCAUCAUCAGAACAAGGAGAUGGUGAAGCCGCCGUAUUCGUACAUCGCCCUCAUCGCCAUGGCCAUCCAGAAUGCGCCGGAGAAGAAGAUCACCCUCAAUGGGAUUUAUCAGUACAUCAUGGACAGAUUUCCCUACUACAGGGACAACAAGCAGGGCUGGCAGAACUCCAUCCGCCACAAUCUCUCACUCAACGAGUGCUUCGUGAAGGUCGCGAGGGAUGACAAGAAGCCGGGCAAGGGCAGCUACUGGACUCUGGAUCCGGACUCGUACAAUAUGUUCGACAAUGGAUCGUUCUUGCGACGGCGACGGAGAUUCAAGAAGAAGGACGCGCUGCGGGAGAAGGAGGAGAGCCUGAAGAGGCAGAAUUUGGCGCUGGAGGACAAGAUGACGGACAUCAAGCCCAUCAAGCUGGUGACCAAUGCCAUGCUGGACGGUGGGAAGCACCAGCAGUUCAAGAAGGAGCCCGGCCUCGAUCUCGCGACGCAGUGCAUGACCAAGGAGGGCCUCACGGGCGCCUCCAUCCUCAAUGCCUGCCACGACACGCUGGCCUCGCAGAUGAACCACCUGAGCGCCGGGACGGAGCACGGCUUCUCCGUGGACUCCCUCAUGAACGUCUACAACCCGCGACUCCACCAUUCCGCCUACUCCGCCGCGUACCACUUCAACGAGGACAACCUCGCCGGCUCGCAGAUGCGCCACCACCACACCAACCACCAUCCGCACGGCGGCUGGUACACGCCUGACACGCCGCCGGACGCGAACGCCAACGGCACCGGCGGCGCCUCGGCGCCGUCCGUGGCCAUCGUGUCGUCGGCACCGCCCGCCGGCUUCCGCGACAUGGUCGUCUUCGAGCACAGCCAGCACUGCCAGAUGGACUCCGGGAGUCCCGGCGGCGGCAGCCUGGCGUCCGGCAGCCCGCCGGUGCUCGCCGGCGCGGCCACGGCCCACUUGCCCACCAACCUAGGCCACUACCGACCCCACGUGGGCUACUACCAGGACUGCGUGAAGUACGGAGUGUAAAAGCCUCGAUCGGCGGAAGCCUCCUGAGCAAGUAAGCGAGUUUUCACUACAUUCAGACUCUUGAGUCGCUUUGCGAAAUUAUGGUUUUCCGUGAAAACCGGAGAGACGAUUAAAUCUAGAUCAUUGGAGCAAUUUUCAGUCACACACAGACAUGUUAAACUUCAAAC